AUGGCCGAUAGUUCGAGAAAGAGGAAGCAGACGCCAGGCAACACGGGUCCUGGCAAUCCUGUCAAACGCACCCGAUUCCAACAGAGGCCACAGCACGUCAUCCCCGCCAUACCGACUAGCAACGCGUACCCCAAUGGCGAGAUCAACGUCAAAAACUUUCUCAAGUCGCACGAAAAUGAGAUCAAAUCGCUCGAGGGCGCCAUCAAGGCGGCUAAGAAGGGGCAGUCGCGACGAGCUUUUCAAGAUGUGCCGAGGGGGUUGAGGAGGAGGACGGCGAGCCAUAAUCCGCAUCGCGUACCAAAGAGACUGCGGGUCAGGGCGCGACAGGAGGCUAAAGAGGACAACACACCCAUUUCAAGAGGCACUAGCGGGAGCGGUGUUGGGAAAGGGAAGAAGAAGCAUCUGAGGAAGUCGGGGAGGGAGAACAGCAGGCAGGUCGCCAAGAAGAGGAACAAUGGCAACACCACUGCAGCUGGGAAAGACCAUGACGGGGACGCAGCAAUGGAGGAUGCGCCGGAGCAAGUCACGAAGCCCUCACCAUCAAAGCCGAAGCGCAAGUUUCCUGCUUUAGCUACGCCCGCCACCCCUCCAUCUCGAUUCCGCAGACGACAGCGAGACAAGACAUGGCUACCCACGCAUCUAUGGCAUACGAAGCGCGCAAAGAUGACUGAACCAAAGGAGCCGCUCUGGCGCUUCGCAAUCCCACUGCAACCAGCAGUCAAGGCAUAUCGUCUGAUACACAGAGCCGCAACCCAGCGCGGAGCCGUUGCGUGGGACGUAAGCUACAUGUCAACUCUCAGUCUCGAGGGUCCUGAGGCUAGUAUAACUGGGCUACUCAAGGGUCUGUACUUUGCUGUAGACAGUGCAGAGGACCCGUGGCAGAACAGAGGCAGGGCCAGGAAGUGGAGAAAUGGUACCAGAGUUUGGGAAGGCUGGAUAUACGAAAGAGAAGCCAAGCCGCUGAAGAAAGUCGCCCAAGUGACUGUCAUCUGGUGCGCCCCGCAUGCAGGCAGCAACAAGACGAAAGCCUUUGUUCGUGUACACCCGAGCGCUUUCUUACAACUCUGGAAUCAAGUGGUCAGGAUGGCAAAAGUGCAGAAGCCAGCUGUCACGGUUCGAGAUCUCCGCUUCGAUAUUGGCUCUAUCGAGAUCACAGGUCCUGCCGCUAUAGAAGCCCUUUGUUCGAUUCUCGCUCCCGUAUCUUCCCCAGAUGCAGGGCCCGAUGCUCCAGAGUCUCUUUGGCCCGCCUUGGCUUCUGUCACAGACGCUGCGUCACUACCAAACGGUGCGCUUCUGUCUUUUAACAUUUCAGAUCCCCGGCUUCGCGAUCCUCCUCGCACAUCGCCCGUGGCAUACGACCAACAGUCUCUGACUGCCUUGACGGAAACCCUUGCAGCCUGGCCGCUCGACAACGCCUCAAUCCCAGCCUCCAUCUUCGAUACCAACAGCCGGCUAGCCGCACAACGAACCAUGCCGUCUCAGAAGUCUAUAAAUCGUCGGAAGAGCGCAUGCACAUUAGGUGAAGACCCAGAGGCACGCUCAACCGAUCCGCGUAUUCCGACGCUUGUACUUGUAUCGCGAGAAAGCAAGUCUUGGACUGUUCUUCUUCCCUGGAGAUGCGUCAUGCCCGUAUGGCGACAGAUGAUGCGCUACCCGGUAUCUACAGGCGCAACCCCACUAUUUGGCGGCUUGAAAGAAAGACGCCAGGUUGACUUUGAGCGCUCGAAGCCGCACUUCCCGUACGACCAUCCUGGCACGGAUGCUGGAUGGAGUUGGGAACUACGUGAGCGAGAGGUGAGGAAGCACGAAUGGACUAAGCGCCCAAAGGGAAAGAGGAUUGAGUGGUCGACGAUUGAUCUCGGCAAUGGUAGGAAGGGUGAGAUUGGAGAUCCCUGGUGUUGCGACUGGGAGCGAUUGAUUCCAAGAUGGAAAGGAGAGAUUACCACUCCUCGAGAGGAGCCAGGAGAGUCCCGGACCCCUGUCAGACAGCUGUCUUGCAGAGAUGCAGUUGACUUGAUUGAGAAGGGCAACGCUACGUUGGGCGACUCUUGGCUGUCGCCAGAUGUGUUCACGGCCAAGAUCACAAUGGUACAGCGAGGUACGCCUACAGACUGCGCUCGCAUCUACCGUCUGCCUGCAGAUGCACAAUCUCGAAGCGGAUGGCUGUCCUUGAUGCCACAACCUGGCACAAAGCGUGCAUCGAAAGCAGGCGAGGAGGACUAUCCUCUUGUCCCCGACGAGGCGGAUCUAAUGGGCUUUGUUACAACAGGCAACUACAACCUUGCAGAGGGCAUGCCAACAGCCAUUGCGAAUCUGGCGGUGCACAGAACUACCAACAUCCUCGACGACUUGCUGAGCAACAUCGUCUUCACCACGGCCCUAUCAUGCCACCGAUCCGAGAAGCUGCUCCGCAUGCAGUCGGCCGCCACGCAAGCCGAGUCCAUCGCCCUGGCAAACCUCGAGCCGCAGUCGCAGAAGCAAAACACGACAGCCGCCACGUCGAUACCCGUCGCUGAGACAUCGGCAGCAAAGUACGACAAUGGGCGCGUCUUCCUCAAGGGCAAUCCGCUCAAGACAACGCCUGAGAUAAUAUGUCCGCACUGCAAGCUGCCCCGGUUGAUGCACCCCAUCAUGGGCAAGGGCAUGCAGAACCCAGACCUGACCAAAGAGUACUGCAUGCUCUACCCCUUUGUCCAGCGAUCGGGCCACGACGUCUACGGCAACCCCUUCCCCACCGACAUGGCCAAGAGCAAGAAGGAACGCGAGCUCAUCAAGCAGCAGCAGAAGAAUGCCGAGAAGGAGAGCGUAGGCACGCCCGGCUCCCAAGACACAGACAUGGCUGGCGGCGACACCAAGGAAAUCAAGCUCAACACGGGCGGCAAACCCGCUUCCUACAUCCCCUGGCACACGUGUCCCAACUGCAAGCGCAGCUUACUCAUAACGCGCUUCGCACAGCACCUAGAAAAGUGCCUCGGCAUCAGCGGGCGGCAGAGUAGUCGCAACGCCAUGGCCAAACUCACCGGACAAAACGGCGGCACGGGUUCAGGUCUCGGCAACACGCCGCUGGGAAGUCGCAUGGGCACGCCCGCGCCCGGCGAGUCGUCAUCCGCCAACAACCCCAAGACGAGUAGCAAAACAAAGGGCAUCUCGCCCGUUAAACGUCUCAAGGGCGAAAAAGACGACGAUGCCGACGCUGAUGACAUGGACAACGAUACCCCCGAACGCCGCAAGAUGAAGAAGAAGUCGUCCUAUGUCAAAAAGGCGGAUCGUGAUAAGCCAUCUUCUAACUCGACUACCACUUCCAACGGCAAUGGCAAUGGCACGCUCAAAGUCAAGCUGAAAACUAGUAGUGGUGGUAGACCUGAUCUUGGGGAUAGAAAACACAGCGAGAGCAGUGAAAGGGGUGAGGGCAAGCGCGACCGUGACGCUGAUGAUGUCGGUGGAGAUUCACCCAAGAAGAAGAAGAUUAAGCUUAGUUUGGGUCCUGGUGGUGGUGGUGGGGGCAAGGAUAGAGGGAGGGCGAGUGCGAGUGUGGAGCCGUCUGUUAGGGGUGCGAGUCCGGAGUAG
Alternaria burnsii is the source of this 3567-nucleotide messenger RNA. RefSeq names its product ribonuclease p complex subunit pop1. The transcript is spliced from 2 exons. The record is from RefSeq and is a predicted model, not a curated record. Lineage: Eukaryota; Fungi; Ascomycota; Dothideomycetes; Pleosporales; Pleosporaceae. Bases 1 to 3567 code for a protein of 1188 amino acids. Gene Ontology annotation, cellular component: nucleolar ribonuclease P complex; ribonuclease MRP complex. Gene Ontology annotation, biological process: tRNA 5'-leader removal.